AUGGCGGACGACAGUAGUGAUACGCCUGUUGAAUCACCCCAGCCCCACCAAAAUAGAAUGUCUAGGGGUGGCUGGAUUUCCGGCAAUGGAAGGCCGGCAGCCAUGGGUUCUCACCCUUUCCCGAGGAAUAUGUAUGAUGACAACGAUAUGGAAGCGAAAAUCCACCAGCUCGAGCAAGAAGCGUACAGUUCUGUUCUUAGAGCUUUUAAAGCUCAAGGAGAUGCUAUUACCUGGGAAAAGGAAAGUCUAAUAACGGAGCUCAGGAAAGAGUUGAGAUUAUCCAAUGAGGAGCACAGAGAUCUUCUAAGCAGGGUUAAUUCAGAUGAGACAAUCAGAAGAAUAAGGGAGUGGAGACAGUCGGUUGAGCGUCAGGCAAGCAUUCACGGUGCUAGUCAAGGGGCUGCUGCGCAUGAUCCGGCACCCAGUCCUUCUAUCUCAGCUUCUCGUAAAAAGCAAAAGGGGGCCCCAUCAUUACCUUCCCAAUCAUUUGGUGGGCCAUCUCCUUUUCAUCCACAGCCGAUGGCCCAAAUGAAUCAACCCUUGUCCUCGGCCUCAAAGCGUGGGCCCAUGAUGGGAGGGAAAGGCAAAAAACAUAAAUCACUGCCGACAGGACCAUCCUCGAUGAAAAUGCAGUAUCCCCAAGGUCCCGCAGGAAGAGGGCAAUUUGGUAACCGAAUGUCUUCAGGUGUCCUUACAAAUGAGCCAGCUGAGGGAGGUUCAUUCGAUCCGCUGAUUGGAAGGAAAGUACGAACCAGAUGGCCAGACGACAAUAACUUUUAUGAAGCCGUGAUUACCGAUUAUAAUCCAGCGGAGGGCCGACAUGCUCUUGUUUAUGACAUAGGUACUCAGAAUGAGACAUGGGAGUGGGUCAACCUUUCUGAGAUUUCACCAGAGGAUAUAAAAUGGGAAGGUGAAGAACCCGGGGUCUCCCGUCGUGGAGGUCUUGGUGUGCCCGGGCAUGGGAUCAGCCGUCCUCGGGAUAACAAUGGUCCAGGCCCCGGCAGAGGGAGGGGUUUGACCAAAAGUCAACCAAGGAAAGACUUUCCGCCAUCUCAGAAUGGUAUAGGAACCAAGGGACCUGACGAAAUCCAGUUGCUUCAUACCGAUACUCUAAUUCGAGAGAUUGAGAGGGUUUUUAGCGCCGGUCAUCCGGACCCAAUGGAGAUAGAGAAGGCAAAGAAAGUGCUUAAGGAGCAGGAAUUAGCACUCAACGACGCCAUUGCAAGGCUUGCUGAUUUAUCUGAUGAUGAAAGUGGUGCCGUCGGUCGACUCUCGGUUACCCGGCCCUCCCCCUUUGAUUCGCGCCUCCUCCUGCUAUUAUGCCUGUGGUUGCAAUUAGAUUUCAGCUGGUCGGCUGCGCCGAUUUCCGCUCAAUUUGAGGGCUUCCUGCGCAUAGGUGGCGGUGGUUGUGCCAAUUUUUGUUUGGGUGGGGGACGCCUCGGUCCUUUGACGUCUUCGACGUCGGAUGGCUGGGGCUCCGCUGUGAUUUUUCGCCCUUCUCCUUGUCUCUGGCGUUGGGGCAAGGAGGACUAUUGCUCCGUCUCCGACCAGUGGUGUUGGACGAAAUGGUGCGGUGGUGGGUGGAGAUCGUGGUGGUUCCAGGUGUGUCGGGGGUUGAGCCGGCUGCCUCGACAUCUUUUCGCUUCUCCUGGUUCCAAGUUCUGUGGUUCGGGAGUCACCGGGGGCUGUCGGGCUUGGACUCGCUAG
Molecule: messenger RNA, 1707 nt
Organism: Striga hermonthica
Lineage: Eukaryota; Viridiplantae; Streptophyta; Magnoliopsida; Lamiales; Orobanchaceae
Source: the annotation of a GenBank genome assembly